This is a messenger RNA of Coniosporium apollinis CBS 100218, 1431 nucleotides long. RefSeq lists its product as uncharacterized. Gene Ontology annotation, molecular function: ubiquitin protein ligase activity. The transcript has a single exon. NCBI's taxonomy places the organism in Eukaryota, Fungi, Ascomycota, Dothideomycetes. Gene Ontology annotation, biological process: protein ubiquitination; negative regulation of gene expression via chromosomal CpG island methylation. The record is from RefSeq and is a predicted model, not a curated record. Bases 1 to 1431 code for a protein of 476 amino acids.
AUGGUCAAGCAGUUCUCACUUUCUAAUCCAGCGUAUAAGAAGGCUUAUGAUGAAGCCGUCGCCCAGUGCAAAGAACUCAAUGCAAAGAAGCGGGCUGAGAAAGCUGCAGCAGAGAAAGCACAAGCUCCCGACAAGAUGCCGCCUCCUCCGGAACCUAUAGCUCGCGCCGAGCGAGAGACUUCACCCCCAGACUCAGUACUUGGAGACGACGUACCGUCGUCCCCCGUUGUGGCUAAGACAUCAUUAAAGCGCACCAAAGAGCCUUCGGACGACUUGACCUCACCCACGCUGUCAAGUAGAGUAACAUCUCCAGAAGCCAGUUCGCCGCCCGCUUCAACAGUUCUGGGUCUACCGAGAAUUCGCAAGCGCUCUAAGAAAACGCAAGACUCAAAUGCGAAUGCCGCGAGCGCAAGCCCUGAGCCAGCUGCACCCUCAUAUGCGGGCUGGCAGAUUGAACGCGACCCACCAGCAUGGUACAAUUCCUUCACGCGUUCUCAACUCUCAAGUGCAACCAUAGAUCGUGACAUCCUCGUCAAGCUUCAACGGCUCAAGGACCUAAUCAGAGACUUCAAAGAGUCGAGGGGCAACGAUAACGCCCUCCUCGUCCAGAUUCGUCAGGAGCUCCACGAGGCGGAAGUACGAUAUAAAGUCACCGACCUUCUCGUACGCAAGUCCCGGUUGCUGUUCCUAGAUGAAGGGCUUCCUGUGCUCUUCUUCUCCGAAUCUGUCACUCUUGUGCCUUGGGACGUCCGCGCAGAUGCCGAGGAGCUCUACAACAAGUGGGCGCUGCGCGACUUCGACAACGACGUGAUGCGUGGCAUCGACAUGACACACCCCAAGGCCAAAUCCGGUCAGCGCAACGCCGACAGGAUCAUGAAGGACUAUCCCCGCAUCCGCGCCAAUUUCUACGGCAAUGGCCAUCUGAUCAAUGGCCAGUGGUGGCCCACACAGCUGUGUACCGUCCGAGACGGAGCGCACGGCGCUGCCCAAGGAGGGAUAUACGGUACAGAGGGCGGCGGAGCUUUCUCUGUGGUCCUCUCAGGUGGCAAUCACUACGGUGAUAGGGACGAGGGUGACGAGGUUUGGUAUGCCGGGACUGAUGGAGCCGACGGCAAAGCCACCGCAAACACAUCAUACAUGCUUGCGAGUGUCGGACCACGCGGUACGAAGGAGCCUGUGCGUGUUUUGAGAAGCCACAACCUGCCGCAGUCGAACAGAUUCAGACCACAACGCGGCUUUCGAUACGACGGCCUGUACGAUGUGGUCGACUCGCAGUGCACGGAUGUCGAGAAGCAGAUCUACAGGUUCCACCUUGUGAGGAGGCAGGGACAGGCGCCGAUUAGGUAUCAAGGUGUGGAGGCUCGUCCAACGCCGGAGGAGAUAGAGGCGUACGACAAGAUCAGAUCGGCGUUGGCGGGCUUGGGUUUCUGA